This is a messenger RNA of Prorocentrum cordatum, 2145 nucleotides long. The record is from the annotation of a GenBank genome assembly. Lineage: Eukaryota; Dinophyceae; Prorocentrales; Prorocentraceae.
GGAACUGCACGCUUCUGUCGUGGUGGACGCACAGAGGUGACCUUCCCGAGACCACCGACACCCGUUCCCAGGCAAUGUGGCUUGCUUAGACUUGUUCGUCAGCUCUCUGGGUGGGCCGCACACGGCCUGGCUCAAGCCAGCCCCGUUCCGAGAGAGCAGGGCUCAGUCACACCGCCCGCCCGCCUUGGUCUCGGCAGCUCGUUCACAGCAUGAAGGAUGACAUUCAGAUGCGCUUGCCCAUGUUUGAGCUUGUGAUCUUUAUCUCUGAGAGGUUUCCACAUAUGCUCGCCGUCUUCGUGAUAGCGUUAUGUGCCGUGAACAAAAGGAUGCGUUUGUUGGUGAUCCUCGCCCCCAUCAUCGUAUUGUCCGUCCUUGUUGGCCUUGUUUAUUUCGAGUCCCACGAACUGGCUAAAGCGGAAGGCUACGACAUGAGUGGUCCUACUUUGCGCGGGGCAUUGGAGAAUUACAUCAAUGAUGGAACCGGGGAUCUCAUGCAUAUUCUUGAGGGCGGCCAGUAUCCACCGAUUUUCGGCAAGGUUGAGUUUCGCCGCUACUUAGGGACUUGGCUGGCAGGUACGUUGUUUCAUGGCACUGGGCAGGAUGCGGAGUAUCUCCCAGAAGCCUACAACAAGGGUGACGAUUGGUUCGAAGCCACACUUGGCGAGCCGAUGGUGUACACCGGAGCCAUUUACACGGGCCCCAACGAGACCAUGUGGAGCGCCCAGCUCAAGAAGCUCGACUUCAUCGCUCAUGCCUUGGGUGUGAAGCCAGGGGACAAGGCAAUGGACAUCGGAGCUGGCUGGGGGCGGCUGUCCAACCACCUGGCCAGCAAAGGCGCAGACGUCACAGGCGUCCUGAUGGCAAGCGACCAGAAGGCUUACGCUGACAGGAUGACCAAGAAAGUUGGACACACCGGCAAGGUCAACAUCCUUUUGCAGAAUUUCUUUGAUGUUGACAUCGCCCCUAAAACCUUCAACGUCAUCUCGUCUGUUGAGAUGGCCGAGCAUGUGGGCAUCAGGAACUACAAUCAGUUUUUGACAAAGGUGCACAGCCUCCUUGCGGACGAUGGCACGUUUUACCUCCAGGUCGCUGGCCUCCCGCGAGGUUAUGCGAAAGGUUACAACCACUACGAGGAUCUCGUCUGGGGCAUGUUCAUGGAUGAGCAUGUCUUCCCCGGAGCGGAUGCUUCUUGCCCAAUGGGGUGGGUUAUUACCCACCUUGAGCAGGCAGGCUUCGAGGUGCAAAACGUGCACAACCUUGGCGCUCAUUAUUCGAAAACUCUGCACCACUGGCAAAAGCUAUGGGAGUCGAAGAAGGACUCAAUCGUGAAGGUAUACGGUGAGCGUUCUUGGCGACGGUGGCGUGUGUUCUUGGCAUGGUCCGUCCGUAUCGCCCGGCGCGGCGGGAGCACGGUGCAGUUCAUCACCGCGACGAAGAGCGGCAACGAGAAAGCGCGGAUUGCCGCACAGGAUCGGCUGCUGCCAGGUCAGUUCCAGAUUCCGAGCUUCCCCUCGAGUGGCCCCGGUGGCGGGCCUGAUGGCUUCGUCGAGCCCCAGUAGGCUGGGCGCAGGGGUCCCGCAGGGCCACGAUCGGGGCUGGCUGCGGCUGGAGCGGGGAGCGGGAACCUGAGCACAGCCAGUGUCGAUUACUGCGUUGGCAUCGACAGGCAGCUGUGCAAUGCUCUGGCUGAACACCCAAGAACAUCUGGCAAUCGUGGGCUUUGGCCAUCUAUGUCAUGGUGGCGGGUACGCUGAGCAGGAGAUCGAACUGGUCUUCCACCAAUGGGCUGUGCCUUCCCCUUUCCUGCGGACGUCAAUUUUCUGCUUUGGAGAGGCCUAAGGGCUGCAAGCGGAGACUUCGAGCGGAUCAGGGGCCAAAGCGCUCCUUCCGAGCCGGAUUUCUCGGAGGGUCUUCCUGGCUCCCUCGGGCGGGGGGCGGGGCGCAGCGGCUGGGCCGGCCCCGCCUCGCAGCUCGGUUUUGCCAUCUUGGGGUUCUCUGGAAGAAUAUUUUGGGGGCUCUCGUGUCAGCCCAUUGAGGGAGCGAAGCAAGGCUUCAGGGGGGCGCCGACAGGGUCGGCGGAUUCUCUGGGCCGGUUGCGCUCCUGCAGUCGCUAGUCACUGAGUCUGCAGCGAGCUGAACAUGCAU